This is a messenger RNA of Paramacrobiotus metropolitanus, 2102 nucleotides long. RefSeq names its product G protein-coupled receptor 137Ba-like. Gene Ontology annotation, cellular component: lysosomal membrane. NCBI's taxonomy places the organism in Eukaryota, Metazoa, Tardigrada, Eutardigrada, Parachela, Macrobiotidae. The record is from RefSeq and is a predicted model, not a curated record. The transcript has 6 exons. Gene Ontology annotation, biological process: positive regulation of TORC1 signaling. Bases 443 to 1762 code for a protein of 439 amino acids.
GUAUUUUUCAAUUUUUAAGCGAUAAUUUUGACAAACUUUUUUCAGAAUCAGAAACCUUGCGUGGGAAAUUUUAGUAAACUUUACAUAUUCAUCAAAGUGAAAAUAUAUACCAACAACGGCGAAGAGUGACUGAAAAGUUAAGAGACUUUUGUGGCUUCCGUCAUCGCUACUUGGUUAUCUUCGGUUGUUUCCCAGAUUGCACUGCAUUGGAAUGGAAUGCGAAAGUCAGCAGUCAAGACUCAAAGUCAAGAUCGUAUGACAAAUUCUGCCACUGAUGAUCUUCGAAAAUCGUGAAGGAUUCUGUUCUCAUUUGAACAUCCUUUUAUCUAAUGCUUCAGGCAUAUAAUACAAACUUUUUUACACAUUUUGAUCGGAACUUUUGUCGCGCAUUGAUACGUUCUUGGGUAUAAAUCAGUCUGAUGUUUACUGUGAAGGCUCCACUAUGCCAGCCAUAGAUCCGACAUCAGUGCCGUUUGAUUAUUACCUCAGAGGACUUGAUUUCGUCGCAGAAGAUGGCUCGUCACCGUCCAUCACCGUCACUCCACUGCCCACCACCACCGUGUCGGAUUUUCCGACCAUGUCGCCGGGAUUCACUCCCGAAGUGCACUGGAGCUUGACGGUGGUGUUUGUGAUCCUGUACACAGCGUUGUUCAUCCUGGCGUACAUUCAGUUGUGGAUGAUCUACUACUACCGACACAAACGAUUAUCAUAUCAGUCGGUUUUUUUAUUUUUAUGUUUAAUUUGGUCAGGAUUGCGCGUGACGUUGUUCUCGUUUUAUUUCCAAAAUGUCAAACUUGCCAAUGAUCUCCCGAUAUUUGCGUACUGGUUAUUGUACUGCUUUCCGGUCUGCAUCCAGUUUUCCUUACUGUGUUUGCUGGUCCUCUACUUUGCUCAGGUGCUGAUCAAAGCUCGCGUGCGAUACGGAGGACCUCGACGCUAUCGCUUGUAUCUGCGAUUGGGCAUGUUUGCGGCCGUGGCCAUAUUCCUGUCAACGGAUGUGUCUUGUGCCAUCCUCAACAAACUCCAUCAAGACAUGACACUGUUUGACAUAAUCCUUACGCGGGUUAUCAUCUGUGAUACCUUAUUUAUUCUUGCCAGUGUUGCCUUAUCAUUCUGCGUCUACAAAUUGGCUACCAUGUCUUCGGCCAAUAUUCUACUGGAAGCUAAGGGAGCUACAGUAACACAGGCCAGCUUAGUCUGUGUCGUGACAAUUUUGCUGUACAUUUCCCAUGCAGUGUACGACCUGAUAGCCAUAUCACUGCACCAAGUAAUACCCGAUUUCGGACUGGGUUGGAUCAACGUCUCCGACGAGGGAUAUCUGUUCAACAUCCAUAAAGGCUAUGGUUAUCUCAGCUUCGGAUUAGUGCUAUUCUUCUGGGAGGUGUUACCCACAUUCACCGUUAUCAUAUUUUUCCGAGUUCGCAGGCCGAACAUUAUCGUGACAACGUCUACGAUGAAUUCCGGACAUUCUGUCGGCUCGUACUUCUUCAAUCAGCCUCGACGGUUCAGUAGCGACGAAGAUUUAACGCGCAGCACAUCCUCGGUGCCGGCACGCUCCUUACCCGUGGAAGAUCCCCGUUUAACCCGCAGUUUUAACGCCAAUUUGAGUAGUCCGCGUAGGCCGUUCGCCUACCGUCGUCUGAGUGACCGCAUCACCAUUACGCAGAGUGUGACGGAGCAGGAAGAGCGCUCCGGCUCGCCGCCCGUUCAGACGCUGGAAACAGCGGGAACGGUCAACACGGCGACCUCGCCGGACGAGUGAACGGCGGUGAACGUGUUUCGUUUUAGGAACGCGAUAGUUUUUUGUAGUGUGCAGAUGAGAUUAUUACAUUGUUGACAAAUGUGCAAUUGAAUUUGUAAUUAUACUGCUGUACAAUUUCUUUCGGCUGUGGUUCUUUUGGCUUUCCUGCCCGGAUCUUAUACUUCCUUGUGAUUUUUUUGGUUUGGUGACGUACUACAUGCAUUUCGACUUCAUGUGCUUGUGUUUUUUUCAGAGUAUGUUGGCUGCAGUCGUUUGUUUACUGCUACUCUGCUUUGUACGUAUGUCUUGCAUACUUCACAGUUUGCGUUGACAUUAAAAUUAUAAAAUUUUCGCUGGGUGG